CUCUCUCUGUUGUGAGUGAAGACCAAGUCCUCUACGAGUCAUCUUAUGCUGCAUCUCAGCUAAUGAAGACAGAGAUUGACGCGGGCGAUUUCACUCAGAGUGGGAAGGGGAGCCCAGAGAUGGCGGAACAGGAUUGGAGCUGCCAAACGCCACGAGUAAUGGUGAAACGGGAAGCGGAGCAAGUGAAUGGCACAAGGGAGUCGCCGGUAGACUGCAGCGUUGUAAGACGGACUAAGAUAAUGAGCAGCGCGGAGCCACCUGAAGCAGCCUAUCCCACAGGGUACAGCGACCAGAGAGACAGCUCCACCAGCAACGAGAAACGGGUCAUUGUCCCAGCCGACCCAUCUGUGUGGAGUCAUGACCACGUGAGGCAGUGGCUUGACUGGGCAGUGAAAGAGUACGCCCUCUCUGAUAUCGACAGCAACCUCUUCCAGAAUAUUGAUGGAAAGGACCUCUGCAAGAUGGCCAAAGAAGACAUGAUGCGUCUCACCAACACCUACAACGCCGAGAUUUUACUCUCACAUCUCAAUUAUCUCCGAGAAAACAGCCCGACCUUCAGUUACCCCAACAGCAGCCCACACAGUCAGCAGCCCCCCCGGGCUCCCAUCAAAACAGAAGUUUCUUACGAGGAGGUGCGCAGGAACAGUUGGUCGGGCUGUGGGAGCACUGUGCAGAAAGGUCCAUCUCCGGCGUCGGUGGUUCCGGGCAGGAUCAGUGAGCAGCCGCGGUUACACCCAGGCAGUGGACAGAUCCAACUGUGGCAGUUCCUGUUGGAGUUACUGUCGGACAGUGCUAACUCCAGCUGUAUCACCUGGGAGGGCACCAACGGGGAGUUUAAGAUGACUGACCCAGACGAAGUGGCCCGCCGCUGGGGAGAGAGGAAAAGCAAGCCCAACAUGAAUUACGACAAACUGAGCCGGGCGCUCCGGUAUUAUUACGACAAGAACAUCAUGACCAAGGUCCACGGGAAGCGCUACGCUUACAAGUUUGACUUCCAGGGGAUCGCUCAGGCUCACCAACAUCACCCACCGGAGUCGUCUAUCUACAAGUACCAGGCCGAGAUACCCUACAUGCCAACGUACCACACCCACCAGCAGAAGAUGAACUUUGUGCCCUCUCACCCGUCUGCCAUCCCUGGAUCCUCCACCAGCUUCUUCACCAGCACCAACCCCUACUGGAGCACGGCCCCUACCACCAUGUACCCCAGCCCCAGUGUACCCCGGCACCCUGCCACCCACAUCCCCUCUCACAUCGGCUCCUUCUACUGACGGGCACAGGUCCGUCAGCCCCCUCCCUCCCUCCCCCUGCACCCCCCCCCCCCCCCCCCCCCCGUGACAGAGAGAGCCCCCUUCAGGAGUGUGUGUGUGAGGGGGUGUGUGAGGGGGGGUGUGAGGGGGUGUCGAUCAGGAAUAUGAUACCGCUGCUAAAACAGACCAUCACCUGCAACGCAUGGACACUUGAAUGUGCAUCACCGACCCGACCCAGCUCCCCCCCGACCCCCACCCCCACCCCCACCCCCACCCCACUGCCUUCCCUCACCCCCACUGCCUUCCCUCACACCCCUCACCGCCUUCCCUCACCCCCCACCCCCACCCCACUGCCUUCCCUCACACCCCUCACAGCCUUCCCUCACACCCCACUGCCUUCCCUCACCCCACUGCCUUCCCUCACACCCCACUGCCUUCCCUCACCCCACUGCCUUCCCUCACACCCCACCCACACCCCACUGCCUUCCCUCACACCCCACUGCCUUCCCCCCCACCCCCACCACCACCCCCACCCCACUGCCUUCCCUCACACCCCUCACCGCCUUCCCUCCCCCCCUCUGCCUUCCCUCACACCCCACCCCCACCCCACUGCCUUCCCUCACACCCCACUGCCUUCCCUCACCCCACUGCCUUCCCUCACCCCACUGCCUUCCCUCACCCCACUGCCUUCCCCCCCCACCCCACCCCCACCCCACUGCCUUCCCUCACACCCCUCACCGCCUUCCCUCACACCCCACUGCCUUCCCCCCCACCCCCCCCACCCCACUGCCUUCCCCCCCCACCCCCCCACCCCACUGCCUUCCCUCACCCCACUGCCUUCCCC
Molecule: messenger RNA, 2091 nt
Organism: Hemiscyllium ocellatum (epaulette shark)
Lineage: Eukaryota; Metazoa; Chordata; Chondrichthyes; Orectolobiformes; Hemiscylliidae
Product: retroviral integration site protein Fli-1 homolog
Exons: 7
Coding region: 63-1268 (401 amino acids)
Biological process (GO): cell differentiation; regulation of transcription by RNA polymerase II
Cellular component (GO): nucleus
Molecular function (GO): sequence-specific DNA binding; DNA-binding transcription factor activity, RNA polymerase II-specific
Source: RefSeq, a predicted model, not a curated record